AUGGCUCGAUCCAUAAACUUCAUCCUCAGCAAGGGUUCGACGCCGCCGGCGCCGGCGUUGGAGGACAGCCUGCAGAGGGCUCUCCUCCGGGCGCAGGUCAUCGUCGACGAGGCCGCGGGACGGCACGUCACGAACCAAGCCAUGCUCCUGCAGCUGGACAUGCUGAGAGACGCCGUGCAUAAAGGCAGCUACGCGCUCGACAGCUUCAGGUACCAGCCCCACUCUGCGGAGGACGACGACGACAGAGGUCAACCUGCUCGUCGCUCCGUGCCCCUGUUCAUAGCGACCUGUGCGAAAAUUCCCCGUUGCUCCCGUGGGGGCACGCGGAUCUUGGCACAACUACGCGAGGCGCUCGAUCGUCUGAGCUCCAUGGUCGCCGAUGCAGACGUGCUGGUCCUGUUCCUGACGAGCUACCCUCGCCAGUACCGGCAGCCCUACGGCGCGCACCUCAUGCUGGAACACUGCAUGUUCGGCCGCCAUAUGGAGACUGAACAUGUCAUCAGCUUCCUGCUGCACGCGCAACAACCAUCCCAUGGUGCUGAAGAACCGGAGGUCCUGCCGAUCGUCGGUCCUGGCAGGGUCGGCAAGACCACCCUCGUCACUCACGUCUGCAAGGAUGAAAGAGUCCGCGAUCACUUCUCAGAGAUCGUGCUCCUGAACGACCUCGACUUCACGGAUGCAGAGCUGGCUGCUUUGGGGCAGAGAUGCUCCAACUCGAACAGCAGGGAUGGGAAAUUUCUGGUCGUGGUCGAGGUUGCCGGGGAUUUCAACGAGGACGCAUGGAGCAGGUUGUACUCCGCGUCGAAACGGUGGGCGCAACGUGGCAGCAAGAUCAUAGUCACGAGCCGGUCCGACAAGAUCACCAAGGUCGGAACAGCGCAGGUUGUACUCUGA
This is a messenger RNA of Panicum virgatum (switchgrass), 894 nucleotides long. Its product is annotated as putative disease resistance protein RGA3. The coding region runs from base 1 to 894 and encodes 297 amino acids. The record is from RefSeq and is a predicted model, not a curated record. NCBI's taxonomy places the organism in Eukaryota, Viridiplantae, Streptophyta, Magnoliopsida, Poales, Poaceae. The transcript has a single exon.